AUGAGGCGAGGAGUUGAGGGGGAGCCACCCGUGGCGAAACCCUCUCCCUGCAGCGGGGUCUCUGCUGGCGGUGUAGCUGCUGGUGAGGUCUCUGCUGGCGGUGUAGCUGCUGGCGGGGUCUCUGCUGGUGGGGUCUCUGCUGGUGGGGGUCUCUGCUGGCGGGGUCUCUGCUGGCGGGGUCUUUGCUGGCGGGGUCUCUGCUGGCGGGGUCUAUGCUGGCGGGGGUCUCUGCUGGUGGGGUCUCUGCUGGCGAGGUCUCUGCUGGCGGGGUCUCUGCUGGCGGGGGUCUCUGCUGGCGGGGUCUCUGCUGGCGGGGUCUCUGCUGGCGGGGUCUCUGCUGGCGGGGUCUCUGCUGGCGGGGUCUCUGCUGGCGGGGUCUCUGCUGGCGGGGUCUCUGCUGGCGGGGGUCUCUGCUGGCGGGGUCUCUGCUGGCGGGGUCUCUGCUGGCGGGGUCUCUGCUGGCGGGGUCUCUGCUGGCGGGGACUCUGCUGGCGGGGUCUCUGCUGGCGGGGGUCUCUGCUGUCGGGGUCUCUGCUGGUGGGGUCUCUGCUGGCGGGGUCUCUGCUGGCGGGGUCUCUGCUGGCGGGGUCUCUGCUGGCGGGGUCUCUGCUGGCGGGGUCUCUGCUGGUGGGGUCUCUGCUGGCGGGGUCUCUGCUGGCGGGGUCUCUGCUGGCGGGGUCUCUGCUGGCGGGGUCUCUGCUGGCGGGGUCUCUGCUGGCGGGGUCUCUGCUGGUGGGGUCUCUGCUGGCGGGGUCUCUGCUGGCGGGGUCUCUGCUGGCGGGGUCACUGCUGGCGGGGUCUCUGCUGGCGGGGUUCUCUGCUGGCGGGGUCUCUGCUGGCGGGGUCUCCGCUGGCGGGGUCUCUGCUGGCGGGGUCUCUGCUGGUGGGGGUCUCUGCUGGCGGGCGGGGUCUCUGCUGGCGCGGUCUCUGCUGGCGGGGUCUCUGCUGGCGGGGGUCUCUGCUGGCGGUGUCGCUGCUGGCGGCUGGCGCUGGUGCCUGGUGUCGGUGCUGGUGCUGAUGCUGGCGGACGUCCCGCCGUCACCCCUUUCCCCCUUUUCGCCUCCCCCCCACAGCGCUCCGCCGCCACUCCCUUCCCCUCCUCCCUCUCCCCCCCAAAGCGACCGCCGCUACACCUGCGAACAGUCGCGACGGAGGGGGGUGACGGGCAAGGGGCGGGGGGAAUGCGACGGGCAGAGCGACGGCGGGCGAAGAAGCGGCUGGGGCGACGGGAAGCAGGGCGACGGGCGACGGUGCAAGUGA
This is a messenger RNA of Closterium sp. Naga37s-1, 1260 nucleotides long. The record is from the annotation of a GenBank genome assembly. NCBI's taxonomy places the organism in Eukaryota, Viridiplantae, Streptophyta, Zygnematophyceae, Desmidiales, Closteriaceae.